Messenger RNA from Coregonus clupeaformis (lake whitefish), 4045 nucleotides. RefSeq names its product cerebellar degeneration-related protein 2-like. The record is from RefSeq and is a predicted model, not a curated record. The coding region runs from base 118 to 1584 and encodes 488 amino acids. Lineage: Eukaryota; Metazoa; Chordata; Actinopteri; Salmoniformes; Salmonidae. The transcript has 7 exons.
AGACUAUUGCGACGUCUGCCACGUCUAGCCUACACAGCCUCUCUCUAGCGGUCUUUGGAACAGGAUGCGGCAAGGGGUGAGAGAGAGGACAAGGCGGGUGGGAGUAUCCGUUUCUCGAUGCUAGGAAUGGAGGAAUUUGUCACCGAGGAGGAAGAGCCAUGGUACGACCAGCAAGAUCUCGAAUCUGACCUCCACCUGGCGGCGGAGCUGGGGAAGACUCUGUUAGAGAGGAACAAGGAGCUGGAGGAUUCUCUACAGCAGAUGUACAUCACCAAUGAGGAGCAGGUGCAGGAGAUCGAGUACCUGGCUAAGCAGCUAGAGGUGCUGAGGGAAAUGAAUGAGCAGCAUGCUAAGGUGUACGAGCAGCUAGACGGGACAGCCAGAGAACUAGAGCUCACCAACCAUACACUGGUUCUGGACAGUAAGGCCUCGCAACACAAGAUAGAGAGGUUGACAGGGACCAUCGAGACCCUACAGACCCAGGUGGAGUCUCUCUCUGGGCAGGUGGAACAGCUCCACUCCCUGGAGCAGCUCAGGGUCCGGAGGGAGAAGCGGGAACGACGCAAGACCAUCGCCUCCUUCCCUUGCCUCAGGGAACUCUGCACCGCACCCAAGUAUGAGGAUGGGUUCGUGGUAGGUCGCUCAGACAGCUUCACCUCAGAGGCUAAGCGGCAGCCAGCAGAGGAGGAGAACGAACGUCUGAGAGAGGCGGUGUCGGCGCUGCGCUUGGCUGUGAGGGCUGAGCGGGGUCGCAGGGAGGGGGCGGAGAGAGAGUGUCAUGUCCUCCUGGGGGAGUUCUCUCGUCUGGAGACACGCGUGCAGGGUGCAGAGAGCUGCCAGGUACGGAUCCAUGAACUAGAGUCAGAGCUCCAGGAACUCCAGCAGCUCCGACGGGCAAGGACCCUCCUCCUUUGCAGCGAGGACGACGGCGUGGGCUUCACCCAGACUCUCCUCAACAACACCCCCGAAACAGACACCCUGGAGGGGGAAGGAGGAGAGGUAGGUGGAGGGGUCAGGGAGGAGGGCGAAGGGGGAGGAGGCUUAGGCGGAGAGUCGUUACCUGCCUCCAGCCCCGUCAGGAAGAGCUGCAGCGACACAGCGCUGAACGCCAUUGUAGCCAGGGACGCGUCUGGAAGGAGAAGAGGGAGCUACGCGAUCCACGCCAACAGCGUCCGUAAGAGAGGGAUGUCCAUCCUGAGGGAGGUGGACGAGCAGUAUCACGCUCUGCUGGAGAAGUAUGAGGAGCUGUUAGGGAAGUGCAGGCGCCACGAGGAGUCCCUGUGUCACACAGGGGUGCAGACCUCACGCCCCGUCUCCAGGGACCCCUCCAUGAAGGACUGUGCCAUGGGCUCCACCCCUGCACCCCCGCCCACCCCCACCGAGUCCCCCUCCACCCCCGAGGCCAUGGAGAGCAUCAGUAAGCAGGUGGAGGCGGUGGAUAAACGGCUGGGCCAGAACACGCCAGAGUACAAGGCUCUGUUCAAGGAGAUCUUCUCCCGUAUUCAGAAGACCAAGACAGAAAUCAAAACUACCAAAGCCACCAAAGCCCCUAAAGCCAGCAAGUCUGGCAAGUCUAGUAAAUAAGAAUGAUAGUGGACUGGCUUGGUAGUAUAAUGCUUUUUCCAUGCUUAAAGCGCUUCAGAUUGUAAGGGGGCAACAUGCCUCAUACACUACCAAUGUGUAGCACUCAUGAGUAGACUUCCAUAUGGGAUAUGGUCUCCUGUCUGCUUCUGUUACUAGGUACCAAUCGACCAAUAUGCUACUAAAACCAAUCUACUGCUAAUGCUAUCCUCUAUUAGGGCCUGCCUACCUUUGCCCUUGAGAUCUAACACAUUUUUUCAGCUGCCUUUUGCUAGCUAACUCACAGGUAGAAUACCUAUCACCCACAACCUGUUGGACAUGGAACAUGGAUUGAAUAGGUGCACUAAACUCCCAAUGCUUCACAGUAAAAACGGUACUGUUGAUUCUCCACCUCAACAAUGACCUCUGAAUUCUCCAAACGUUGGAUUAUACUGAAACAAAAGUCAUGUUGGACAAAUAACAAGUUAACUCAAAGUUCUACCUUUAGACCCUGAUGUGCUUUUCCCUAGCCUACAUAGCCUAAUGUCGGCCUGAACAAUGGACUUCAGAUGCCAACAAAAGCGAAACAGGAAAUGUAAGACUUUCUGCCCAGAGGACAUUGCGACCUUGUCUUGCACUGCUCUGUGACUGUAUACUCGUGACCUUAGUACUGUAUUUUAUACUCUAGAGAUGCUUACCUUCCAGGUCCGGAGAGACAUAGGCAAUAAGUGUCUUGUCAGAAUGUCACAGGGUUGGAACCGGGUUCGAAGUACACAUUGACUCUUGGGGGUGUCCUGAAAAAAGACCAAUGUUCAUAUUUCAUGUUUGUGGGGGUGUCCAAAUUUGUUCUAGCAGUGCCCCCUGUAACCCUGGAAUUGAAUGGUAGCUGGGUAUGUCCACUAGCCUAGCGCUAACUAUAUCUGCCGUCUGUGUACUGACAAGAUGCAACAGACAAUCCAAACAGAUUGUUGUCUUUUCUGUUUCCUUAUCAACACUCUCACUAUAUUGUUUGGUAAAGGUACAACUGACGCAUGGUCAAGUCAAAUGUGAUGUUUUAAACUGUCAAUAUUUUUUUGUCUCAUUCCAUUUAUAUAGUUUAUUGAUUGUCAGGUAGAUGAUUUUCACCCUCCACAACAAACAAAAUGGGGUGGGGAAAACCCUGUGAUUGUAUUGCAAAUUGUAACGUUAAGCCUAAGACAAAUUGUAACGUUAAGCCUAUUUAGACAAAGUUGCUUUAGACAGAAGUGAUGGAUAAUUAUAUAGCCUAACCACCACCAGUAUUACUAACUAUUAAACCUGGUCUGUUAACACAAAACCAGCUCACUAACUACACACUAACACUACUGCUGCAGCAUUGCACCGUACAGAAUACAGUAGGAACAAUGCCCCUGUCUUGGCUAGCAACACUCCAACCACCUUUCCUUAUUAUCAUGAAUGUUAUAGUGGUUGCAUUAUUUUGAAUGAUGUACUCACAUUGUAAUGCCAUACCAUAUGGGGAGGAGAAAAUGUACACAACAAUGCACCUGCAGGAUACAGGAAGUAGCAUGUCUUUCUUAGCGCUAACUAACUCAAGGUCUUAAACUCAUCUGAAGCUUCAAACCUAUUAUAGCAGCCACAGCAUUUGGCGAGAGAUCAAUGCUGGUGUGGUGUUGUAAAAGUAAAACGUAUUGUUUGCUCCACAGUGUUAUAAUGGGUUGAAUGUGCCAGGUCCAAGCAGUCUUCUUUUUCUCUCAGGGUCAAUCAAGUGUUGCUGAGUUAAGAAAAAGGGUAUGACGUCUUGUGGAGGCUUACUGUCAGUCUGUCAUAGCAAUGUUCACUCCUGGUCCUGGAGGGCCGCAGUUUGUGCAGGCUUUUGUCCCAGCCCAGCAUUCAGGUGUACUGCUGGACUGUAACACAAGCCUGCGCUCCCUGUAGCUCUUCAGGGCAAGAAGAUAAAGACACUGUGUCAUAGCAAUGGUAACAGAAAAGGUUCUGAUAUAUUCUAAUAAGAGUGAACAAUGCCAAAAUGGAACCAUUUGACUCUGUCCUUUGAUGGCUCCUUGGCUUUCUCUGUACUGUAAUGUUUUACAGAUUGCACUUGGACAAAAAAAUGUUUCUGCCGCCUCAUUUCUUGCGUAUUUAUACAUGGAUAUUUACUUACUAUUACUUGUGUAUUUAUUCCAUUCUUGUGUGUGUCUGUGAGCAUUGAUUCAUGAUAACACUUAUCUGCUAUGGUGCCUAUAUGUGAUUGUAUUACUGAUAUACUGUAUCUUUAGAAUGAAAAUCAUAUUUGGUUUUUAUUUAGCUAUCUACUCAACCUUUGACAUUCAGAUGAGCAUAUUAUUAGGUUUAUUAGCAUAUUAGUUAGCCUUUGGCAGCAUAGGUUUGCCAUUGUAGCAAGCCAUGUUAACGCUCAUUGAACUAAGAACCAUUCUUGUUGUGGCUUUCUGUAUCAUUGAUUAAACUUGUCUGCUCUGUGCAAUUAAAGCAUUGGAAUUUAAAUAUG